GGGAGCAUGGUAAGGAACCUCCACGCGUAUUUAGGGCUAAUACUUAGAACUAAAUCGGUGCUCCUGGACAAUCCUUUGGGAUUGACUAAUCCUUCCACCACGAGGCUUUUUCGACUCGAUUAAUAUAAUAAUCUUGAAAUAUCGACCCACUACCCCCUAAUUAAUUCUAUUAGAGAAAAACUUUAAAAACUUGAAGCACUAUAGCUGAUAUCUCAAUAAGUCGCAGUUAUUUGAAUUAUUGUUUAUUUGGUAACAUUUAAAGUAUUACAUAGAUUACAUACAGGUUGAAGCAACAUGGUCGAGUGUUGUAAGAUAGUUUUUAUCAAUCCUCAGGUGUUUUAAUUACUCAGAAUUCCUGAGAUGAUAGCAUCUCACAAAAAAUUACAUAGAAUAUUCUUUCUAAAAAAGAUCGCGUGUGAUCGUCAAAGUUCUUGUGAUCACCUAGCUUAUGAUCAGAACAGCUCAAGAAGUGCGAGUUUGAACCAGUUUUUUGAGCAAAUGAGGCACAAAUCAAAUUUUCACCCCUAUGAGCAAGGAUCGUGCGCUAAGAGAUUUCUGGAGCUAAAUUGAGUGUCUUGUUAAUUGUCUUGAACGACGGUAAAACGCGUGUCUCCCCCAGAAAACUACAGACAUUGAUCUCUUUCUCGCCAGAAAAUUGCCUCUCUGGAGACAGAGAUUUGAGUGAUCUUGGGGUAUUGUAGUAACAAAUUAUCACUGAUCGCGUCAGAGAGAUCACUGUAUUCGGGCAAAUCUAUUUCUUCGCUAAAAAAAAUCUUGCAAUUUGUGUAUGUCGUUGAGAGUAUAAAUUGCCGGAACAUCUACUUGUGUGGCUUCAGUCGAGCAUCUUCUGAACAACAAGAUCGAGAAUGAGGAUCUUUCUGGUGUUUAUUUGUGCUUUUGGCAUAAGUCACGUAGACGCCUCGCCUGUUGUCUUUCCGGAUGUUGACAACAAUGGAUACUUUGCCGUUGAGCAAGUGAUCGUUAAUCCAGAUGGCAUUGUAGCUGGUGAACCUGAGCCUGAAGAGACGGACUCAAUGGAUGGAGUAGAAAAUGCAGAAGUAACAGAUGGAAUAGAUAAGUUGCAGAAGGAAGAGAAGGUGCCUGAGAGUGAAGAAGAGGAGGCUAAACCACCUGUUAAUGAUCUUCCGAUCUUGGCACCGAUUGCUUUCAUCCUGAGGCCUACACCUUCAACGGAAAGUCCUAAAGUUCUCAGUGAGGUUUCAGAUGGACCAGAUGCAGAAAAGAAAGAAGAGGCUGAAGUAGAACCUUCAAGUUCUUCUUCAACGGCUCCCGUUACUUCAAGCCCUACAAGUUCUUCAUCAACUGAAGUUGCAUCAACAGCAGCAACAUCUUCCUCAGUGAAACCUAGUACAAAAGCUCCCUGCAAGGCCAAUGACUCUUCAGAAUCAGAUUCCGAAUCCGAUGAGGAUGCUCCUUGCAAAGAACCAGCAAAACCUGUAAUUACCGAAGAUGAAGAAGAAGACUUGAAGGAAAAAGCAGCAGAAGUUGAAGCUGAACCUGUUAUCUUAACGCCCAGUGUUAAAAAGUAAAUCAACUCAAAUCUCCAAUGUGAUGUAACAUCAUUUUCAUCUCUUAAAUUAUAUCUAAAUGCUGUGUAAAUAUAUUAUUAUUUGGAAAUAUAUAAGUUUAAUAGUGUA
Messenger RNA from Phlebotomus papatasi, 1658 nucleotides. RefSeq lists its product as uncharacterized. The transcript has 2 exons. NCBI's taxonomy places the organism in Eukaryota, Metazoa, Arthropoda, Insecta, Diptera, Psychodidae. The coding region runs from base 867 to 1550 and encodes 227 amino acids. The record is from RefSeq and is a predicted model, not a curated record.